AAAACUGUGGUUAUUUAUACAUGUCAUGAAUCACAAGUAGCUCAAGGUGCCUUACACUAGAGAGUGAGCUAUUAUGGGUUCUCCUAAUCCUUUAGCUUCUCUUUGUUUCUUUUCACUUCUUCUAACUUGCUUUCUGUGUGUGGCUGAAGAAGCUAACUCUUCUUCUCCCAAGGCAAACAAAAUUGGCCAAGGCUACCGUUUGAUAUCUAUUGAAGAUGCCCCUGAUGGUUCCAUCAUGGGGAUUCUCCAAGUUAAGGAGAAGAACAAUAUCUAUGGUCCUGACAUUCCCCUUUUACGAUUCUAUGUCAAGCACGAAACUGAUAAUCGUUUGCGGGUAUACAUCAGUGAUGCAAAGAGUCAAAGGUGGGAGGUUCCUUAUGAUCUUUUGCCAAGGGAGAAACCACCUGCUUUGAAGCAGAACAUUAAGAGGUUGAGGAAGAAUCAAAUAUCAGUGUCAGAGUACUCUGGCUCUGAGCUUGUCUUCAGUUACACUACAGACCCGUUUAGCUUUGCAGUGAAAAGGAAGUCCAAUGGAGAUACCCUUUUUAAUUCCAGCUCUGAUGAAUCAGACCCAUUUGGCCCAUUGGUUUUCAAGGACCAGUACCUGGAAAUUUCUACCAAGUUGCCCAAAGAAGCCUCCUUGUAUGGUUUGGGGGAAAACACACAACCAAAUGGGAUCAAACUGAAUCCAAAUGACCCUUACACUUUGUAUACCACUGAUGUAUCGGCCAUUUAUCUCAAUACUGAUCUAUAUGGGUCACACCCUGUGUACAUGGAUCUCAGAAAUGAAGGUGGCAAAGCUUAUGCACAUGGUGUUCUGCUGCUGAAUAGCAAUGGAAUGGAUGUGUUCUACAGAGGAACCUCUCUGACAUACAAGGUUAUUGGUGGUGUGCUUGAUUUUUACUUCUUUGCAGGACCCACCCCUUUGAAUGUUGUUGAUCAGUACACUUCCUUAAUUGGCAGACCUGCUCCAAUGCCUUACUGGGCUUUCGGAUUCCACCAGUGCAGAUGGGGCUAUCAUAACCUCUCUGUUAUUGAAGAUGUUGUUGAGAAUUACAACAAGGCUAAAAUUCCACUUGAUGUGAUCUGGAAUGAUGAUGAUCACAUGGAUGGGAAAAAGGACUUCACACUCAAUCCAGUUAACUACCCUCGUCCGAAGCUUUUAAACUUUCUGGAGAGAAUACAUGGCAUUGGCAUGAAAUAUAUAGUCAUCGUUGAUCCCGGAAUUGCAGUUAACUCCAGUUAUGGUGUAUAUCAGAGGGGCAUGGCUAAUGAUGUUUUCAUCAAGCAUGAGGGUGAGCCCUUCUUGGGUCAAGUUUGGCCAGGAGCAGUUUACUUUCCUGAUUUUCUCAAUCCAAGCACAGUUUCUUGGUGGGGUGAUGAGAUCCGCCGCUUUCAUGAACUUGUUCCUGUUGAUGGCCUAUGGAUUGACAUGAAUGAAGUUUCAAAUUUCUGCACUGGGAAGUGCACAAUUCCUGAGGGUAAGGUGUGCCCAAGUGGAACAGGACCUGGAUGGAUAUGUUGCUUAGAUUGUAAAAAUAUUACAAGCACACGGUGGGAUGAACCUCCCUACAAAAUUAAUGCUUCAGGAGUACAGGCACCUAUAGGCUUUAAAACUAUAGCCACUAGUGCAGUUCACUAUAAUGGUGUUUUGGAGUAUGAUGCUCACAGUAUUUAUGGCUUUUCUCAAACCAUUGCAACUCACAAGGGCCUUCAAGGGAUUCAAGGAAAACGACCUUUUAUAUUGACCCGCUCCACUUAUGUGGGUUCAGGCAAAUAUGCUGCACAUUGGACUGGUGACAAUAAGGGCACAUGGGAGGAUUUGAGAUACUCAAUAUCUACAGUGCUCAAUUUUGGAAUAUUUGGGGUGCCAAUGGUUGGUUCUGAUAUAUGUGGUUUCUAUCCGGCACCCACUGAAGAGCUUUGCAAUCGGUGGAUUGAAGUUGGUGCUUUCUACCCUUUCUCAAGGGACCAUGCAAACUACUACUCCCCUAGACAAGAGCUUUACCAAUGGGAGUCAGUAGCAGAGUCUGCUAGAAAUGCAUUGGGGAUGAGGUACAAGCUUCUCCCUUAUUUCUACACCUUGAACUAUGAGGCUCAUACUAGUGGAGUACCAAUUGCCAGGCCACUUUUCUUCUCAUUUCCAACUUACACUGAAUGUUAUGGCCUCAGCACCCAGUUCUUGCUUGGGAGCAGCCUAAUGAUUUCUCCUGUACUUGAGCAAGGAAAGACACAAGUUAAGGCACUCUUUCCUCCAGGAACCUGGUACAGUUUGUUUGACUUAACACAAGCCCUUAUUUCAAAAGAUGGAGCCUAUGUUACCCUUGACGCGCCGCUCAACGUGGUCAAUGUGCAUUUGUAUCAGAACACCAUUCUUCCGAUGCAACAGGGUGGAUUGAUAGCCAAGGAUGCUAGAAUGACACCCUUCAGCCUCAUUGUGACCUUUCCAGCUGAUUCAACUGAAGGAGAAGCUACAGGGAUCCUAUUCCUUGAUGAUGACGAGCUUCCAGAAAUGAAGCUUGGAAAUGGUUAUUCAACCUACAUUGAUUUCUACGCAAAUGCCAAAGAAGGAACUGUGAAAGUUUGGUCAGAAGUCCAAGAGGGCAAGUUUGCUCUAGAUAAAGGUUGGGUUAUUGACACCAUAAGUGUACUGGGAUUAAAUGGAAAUGGGACACUACCUACAAUUGAGAUAGAUGGAGAACCACCAAGGGGUGUCUCAAAUGUGACAAUUGCCACAUAUGAACAGAAGUACUUGCACGGUCUAGGAGACGGAGAAAAGAAGUUAGUGAUGGUAGGGUUGAAGGGCUUGAAUAUCCCUAUAGGUAAAAACUUUGCUAUGACCUGGAAGAUGGGAUCAUAAGUUGAGAUUAUCUCAUCUUAAUUGUGACUUAGUAACUUUUAUGUUUUCGACAAACCGUGUUAGUGCCGUAGAAGGAGAGGAGGUUAGCUACAAUGAAGCUCGUCCUUCCCGAUUUAUACCGCGAAGCUUUAGGCUUAAGAUGUAUAAGUUAUAUUGAGUCUUUAAAAUGUUUGAAUUCAAAUACCAUUCUACCUUUGAUGCC
Molecule: messenger RNA, 3062 nt
Organism: Lotus japonicus
Lineage: Eukaryota; Viridiplantae; Streptophyta; Magnoliopsida; Fabales; Fabaceae
Product: alpha-xylosidase 1-like
Exons: 3
Coding region: 74-2860 (928 amino acids)
Biological process (GO): carbohydrate metabolic process
Molecular function (GO): carbohydrate binding; hydrolase activity, hydrolyzing O-glycosyl compounds
Source: RefSeq, a predicted model, not a curated record